GCCCCGCUCCUCCUUCCCAUCGGCCUCCGCUUGCGGGCCUUUCAAACAUGGAGGAGCGGGAGCGGAAGUGGGGGGCGAGGUCGCCCGGCGCCGGCAGCCCCCCGCGCCCGCCCAGCCCGCGCCUGGAUGUCAACUCCGACCUCUUCGACCCGCUGCUGGCCCUGUACGCGCCGCGCCUGCCCCCCAUCCCCUACCCCAAUGCGCCCUGCUUCAACAACGUGGCCGCCUACGAGACCUUCCUCAGGACCGGCUGCCGGGGCGGGCGCGGGCGGGCGCGGGGCGCGGCCCCGGCCCCGGCCCCAGGGGCCCCGGCCGCCGCCGGACCCUCGAGCAGGACCCGCCGCCGCCGGGACGCCCCCGCCCCGGACCCCGAGCGCAUCGAGCGCCUCCGCCGCCUCAUGGUCAAGAAGGAAGGGGACGCGGGCGACGGGGAGAGCCGCCGCGCCCCGGGCCGGGGCCGGAGGGCGCCGCGCAACGUGCUCACGCGAAUGCCCUUGCACGAAGGCAGCCCUCUGGGUGAACUCCAUCGUUGUAUCCGGGAGGGGGUGAAGGUGAAUGUUCAUAUCCGCACUUUCAAGGGACUUCGGGGCGUCUGCACAGGCUUCCUCGUUGCAUUUGACAAGUUCUGGAAUAUGGCACUUACUGAUGUGGAUGAGACCUACCGAAAGCCUGUUCUAGGCAAAGCAUAUGAGCGGGAUUCUUCACUGACUCUCACGAGGCUAUUUGAUCGACUAAAACUUCAAGAUUCCUCCAAGAAAGAGGCAGAUUCUAAGUCUGCAGUUGAAGACUCCACUCUGUCCAGAUACUCCCAGACAUCCACUUGGAAGGUAGCCUCAGUGUGGGGAAGAGAAGACACUGACCGGGGCUCACGCAAACAUUCCCGCUCCGUCCCAUCUUCCCUGCAGGCAUCUACAAGGGAGGAGUCCAGGUCAGAGCUGUCAGGGAGGACUAUUCGGACAGAAGGGUCUAGUGUGGGAGGUACCUUUUCCAGAGCUACUACCCUUUCUAGGGGCCAGUCCCGUAAGAAAAAGAGAAAGCCCAAAGUAGAUUACCAACAGGUAUUCACUAGACACAUAAAUCAGAUUUUCAUUCGAGGCGAGAAUGUCCUGCUAGUUCAUCUUGCACAGUGAGCAACUCUGCUUCACUUGAGCUUUAAUAUUUAGAAACAAAAUGCAUGAAUUGCUGCUAUGCUGUAUCCUAGUAUCCCAGUGAAACCCUGAGUUGGAAUGAUCCCCUCUGGUACUGCAUGUGUUGAGGAGAGAACCAGGCUCAGGUUCUCUGGGAGAUGAGCUCCCUGAAGGGGAGACAGGCCUUGGGAGGGUGGGUUGUUUGCAUUAAUAUCAAAGCAGUAAUAACAGGCUGCAUAUGAGUACACACAUCUGAUUUGGUAUCAUGCUCUACAUCAGACACUCAGACCAAAUAUACGAUCUUCCAUUUGAAUCAGGGGUUAUAGUAUGAAUUAAAUUGACUCUAUGGACUCUUUAGUGUGGAGGAGAAAAACCGCAAAAAGAAUGAUCUCAUUUUAAAGCUAGUACUCUGAAUACUCACGAAUUUGAUUCUAAGAGUAGCAGUAUAAAUUGCCCUGGAACCCUACACCAACAUCUUGUAACUGACUGUUGAAUUUUGCUCUCCACCAUUCUCUCUUAAUCAAGAAAUGUAAUCUAUUAUCUUUGGGUAUCUAUAAGAUCUAAGAAAGCUACCAAUUUAUGUAAGGGCAAAAUUUGAAAAGUUGGUAUGCUUAAAGCAGCAGCAAUGAAUGCCCUGUUUUUAUCCCUCUCCUUAUUAUGGAAAGGAAUGUGGGACCUCAGCAGUCUUCCCUUACCAGAGGUGACUUCUGCGAAUGACAUACCAGAUGGAACUAUAAGAUGCUCGUGUGGUGGCUUCUUGUCUUUCUCUCUAACUUCUGUGGCAUAGUGCUAGUGCAUGUACCCUGUGUAUUGCCUCUCUGUGACCUGUCCUAUAAGCUUUAUGACAAGAGACUGUGACCUUCAAGUCUGUCUUCAAAGAGUGCUGCAUGAACUCUGUAAUAUACAUGCACCAUACAGCUGAGAAUCCCUUUUCCAGGCAGGGCUGGUCUUAUGUAGAAUAUCUUUCAGAAUGGUUUUCAUGAGACAGCAGCAGUAGUUUUAUUCCCUGUGUCAGACCAAAGAGGUUCUUACAAACUAGAGUAGGUGUGUCUGUAAGGGACACUUUACUCACAGCCAGCUUCAGUAGCAGAAAUACCAUAGCACUCUCCAAUACUACUUGAAUCAUGCUAUAUGCUUUCUCAGUCACCAGUGCAGAAUAGGCUACAGACUGUUAGGUAACAUUGAAUUUUUUUGUUUUGUUUUGUUUUGUUAGUUUAUGUUUUAUUUUAGAUAAUUCAUAUUCAAAUUACAAAUAAGAAAUAGCUAACUAGUUAAAAUGCUUGAAAAGAAAAAUUUCCCCUGCUGUAUUUGUUGUGUAACUUAGAUACCUGGUCCUUCUGCUAGAUGGGUCACUGGCUUAUCAUAUAAUGAAAGGAGAGCCUCAGUGUUUGCCCAUCAGACACCUACCUCACAGGAGCACUGAGACAAAGAAUUUUAGGAAGGCAUUUUAAAGUCUUUAAACAUGUUUAGGAACCAUGAGUCAUUUUUACUAACUCUACUUCAUGGUUUGGUUAGAAUGCUUAUGAGCAAGGCAGGUAAUCUCUGUAGGUAUCAUAAGUAUGAUCUUGCUGUGAUCAGAAGGCAGUGGUAUCUUCAGGAACUAUUUCCCAUGUUCCAUUCCUUUCUCCUAAAGGACAGUGGGAGUUUCAGAAGAAUAUCUUGAGUAAGAUGAGAGUAACAUUUCUUUGCUGCUCCUCUACAUUCUAGCCCCUACCCUUUCUGAUCAUUUUUAGAAAGGAUUCCCCUGAAUUUCUCAUCGGUUUGUAUGAUAAUACCAAAGGGAGAAUGAGCAUCUAAAAAUAACACAUCCCUAAAAGGGAAUUUGUAGAAAUUGUUUUGUUUGUUUUUAUUUUAAAAUGCAUUUUAAAUAUGUUUUUUAGAGCCACAGAAGAUGUACUAAAUAUUUAGAGAGGUUCCAGAUCACAAACUUGAACCAUCAUCUUUGGAAUCUGCCAAUCUAAUCUCUUCUAAAUAAUGUAUCUAAAAGUUCAGUUCCCCAAUUAAUAGUUGUCUUGUUUAAUCAUCAGGCACCCCUGCCUCUACCUCUUUACCAGUCUCCCUUGUUUGGCUGUCCUAUCUGUCUGCCCUCUUGCUCCUUAGCUAGAAGCUGUAAUGGAUAUUAGAUUUUUCCAAUAAAGUAGAAAUUUGUAAUCAAAAGGAAUAUAAUCAAUUUCUGUUUCAGUCUAGUGCCUGAUUAAAUCUAACCUAAUUUAUUUUACAUAAUGCUGGUUUUCAUAAUGUUUGUAUAUAAUUUUUAUAUAUUCAUGUAAGGAUUGAUUUACUGCUUUUUUUCUACCCAACUUAAUAAUUCUGGCUCUGAAAAUUUUAAAACUGUGAUAUGACUUAGAUGCCCAUUUAUUUGUUUGGUUUGGACAGUGAUCCUGGAAUGAAUGAACUAUCUAGUAUUGUGUUAUUUUGUGCAAAGCAUACUUUUUUAGAGAAGUCAGUUUUUAAAAAUCAUAGCCUUUUUCUUUAUUAUUGGAGAAAUUUUUCAUAAGGAAGAAAAAAUAGGUCCUAACAAUGUAUAUGUUGCUCAAAAAAUGUGAUCAUCUAGGAUAUUAUAGUAAGUUGCUAUGGAAACAACUGAUGUCUUCCUCAAGAGGAGAGAAAAGGAGGCAGUAACCACUAGCAUGGUAGAGACCUGGGGGCCCCUCCACCUGAAGGGGGCUCUAAGCUGCUGUAGGUCAGCAAAACUGGUUUCUAGUAUUCCCCAGAGAUUUGGAUUUGGGAAACUUGGUAGGAAUAGUACUUAUUUUUGAACAUCCAUUUUGGUUCUUCAAAGUGAUCUCCAAACAUGGGAAUGUGUUUUCCAGACAUUUCACAGGGCAUACCUAUCUGUGUACUUGUUGAGGUCCUCUCAGGAGUUUCCAGCUUUGUUAGAUAAGAACAGGGAUUGAGAAAUUGAAGAUAUGCUAUUACACCCAGAAUAGUUUCGUGUGCCAUUCUUUGUACAGAGAGAUGAUUCUACUGCUCUAUCACAAGCGAACUUGCACUUUAGGUUGUUCAUUUUAGUAUCUGGGAAGCAUUUAUGCUUCCUUUCAGAGACCUCUUAUGAAAGAGGUGGGCAGUUGGUGGGAUGGUUAGCCAGAGUUAGCAGUGCUUAAGCAGUACCCUGCCUGCUCUCUGUGCCUGCCAAGCCAGAAAGCUUAGAAACCUUUAACACUAAAGUCUAGAUAGGUGUCCUUGCUAUGAGUUGUUAGUGAAUCAAGAGGGGUUCAUCUGUUUUCAUGGUGAAAUAGUCUAAAAGUACCUUUAGAGAUUGUCAGGUCAUGAGCCAUGAGCUGCUCUUAAUCCUCAGAAGCCUUAUGGAAAGUAGGUGUACUGCUUCUAUUCCUUGAGAAAAAAUAGAAUCUAACUUGAUGAAGGGUAGAUAUUUAUAUUUAUGUUUGCACUGUUCCUGUAGUAGCUGACAUGGGUAAAAUAAUGAAAUAUAAUAGGUUCUGUAAAUUACUUGUUUAAAUUUUGUCUAAUUUUGCCUUUAGAAAAGAAUUUAAAUUAUUCAAAGAUAGCUAGCUAUCCUAAAGUUUUCCAGUCCUUUGUGUAUUUUUUUAUGAAUGAAAUGAUUUCUGUGGUUCAGGUCAAGGUUUAUGUAAGUGUAUCAUGGUAUAAAUAUAAUGGUUUUCCAACUGUU
Messenger RNA from Myotis myotis, 4758 nucleotides. It is a transcript of the gene LSM11, whose product is annotated as LSM11, U7 small nuclear RNA associated. Lineage: Eukaryota; Metazoa; Chordata; Mammalia; Chiroptera; Vespertilionidae. Gene Ontology annotation, molecular function: U7 snRNA binding. Bases 48 to 1130 code for a protein of 360 amino acids. Gene Ontology annotation, cellular component: U7 snRNP. The transcript is spliced from 4 exons. The record is from RefSeq and is a predicted model, not a curated record. Gene Ontology annotation, biological process: mRNA 3'-end processing by stem-loop binding and cleavage.